AAUUUCAGUUUAUAUCAUCAGCGCGAUCAUCGGCCCGACUUUCUCGAAAAUCAACAUCUUCAGGAAAUAGGAAGAACUCACAGAGUUUCGCCUGUCUGUGUGUCUGUAGACUCAAAUCCGAAAGAUGAUCCACAUCUUACUAAUGAGUCCGACGACGUCACACCGUCUGACUUCCACCGAGGCCCUUCCUCACGCAACAGGUCAUCACCAUUCUCAAGAUCACUAACUCCGCUUCAAGAAGAGCCAGAAGGUGGAAAGGAUGGCGCGAAUGGAAGCGUCUUUUCUGUGAUAAAGCUAUAA
This is a messenger RNA of Ostertagia ostertagi, 300 nucleotides long. The record is from the annotation of a GenBank genome assembly. Lineage: Eukaryota; Metazoa; Nematoda; Chromadorea; Rhabditida; Trichostrongylidae.